Molecule: messenger RNA, 5377 nt
Organism: Danio rerio (zebrafish)
Lineage: Eukaryota; Metazoa; Chordata; Actinopteri; Cypriniformes; Danionidae
Source: RefSeq, a predicted model, not a curated record
AUUCCUCAGGAGGUGUUGUGGAUAAAGAUCUUCGCCAUUAUCUCAAUUUACGGUUCCAGAAAGGUUCAGUGGACCACGAACUUCAGCAAAUCAUACGUGACAACCUCUACCUCCGGACUGUGCCGUGUACGACGAGGCAGCCCAAAGAGGGAGAGGUCCCAGGUGUGGACUACAACUUUGUGAGCGUUGAGCGGUUUAUGGAAUUAGAGAAAAGUGGGGCCUUGUUAGAAAGUGGAACGUACGAAGAUAACUUCUAUGGCACGCCAAAGCCUCCUGCCGAACCCACGCCGAUGCUGUUUAAUGUGACGGACCAACUCUUGCCCGGUGCCCGACCUAGUGCAGAGGGGAAAAGGAAGAGAAAUAAGUCCGUCAGUAACAUGGAGAAGGACAGCAUUGAGCCUCCAGAAGAGGAGGAGGAGGAGAGUCCUAUCAUCAACGGCAACGGCAUCGCCAUCACACCAGAAUCAAGUGAACAUGAGGACAAAUCCACCGAUGCCUCAGGAGAUGUUCCCGUCCAGCCGUGCCCACCCGAGACCCCCACCCUCACAGCCACAGACGUUCCUGAGGAGGAAGGAGAUGCUCCCAAAUCCCCACAGGACUUGCAGGAGAAUGAUGAUAUGGGCUCUUUGCCAGACAACUGGGAGAUGGCCUACACAGAGAAAGGAGAAGUUUACUUCAUAGAUCACAAUACCAAAACGACGUCAUGGCUGGACCCUCGAUUAGCGAAGAAAGCUAAACCUCCAGAGGAGUGUGAGGAAGAUGAACUUCCAUAUGGCUGGGAGAAAAUCGACGACCCUAUUUAUGGCAGUUACUAUGUUGACCACAUUAACAGAAGGACACAGUUUGAGAACCCCGUCCUAGAGGCCAAACGAAGGAUCCAACAGCAGCAGCAAAUGCAAAGUCAAGGUCUAUCGGCGCUGCCAUUGCCCACCAUAUAUAGAGAAAAGCCCCCAUUCACACGUGAUGCCACGCAGCUCAAAGGGACGUUCCUCACAACGGUGCUGCAAAAGAGCAACAUGGGCUUCGGCUUCACCAUUAUCGGUGGCGAUGAGCCGGAUGAGUUCCUGCAGGUCAAGAGCGUCAUUCCUGAAGGACCUGCAGCUCAGGAUAGCAAGAUGGACACAGGUGAUGUGAUCGUCUACAUCAAUGACAUCUGUGUUCUGGGCACCACCCAUGCUGAUGUGGUGAAGCUUUUCCAGUCGGUCCCCAUUGGUCAGAGCGUCACCUUGGUAUUGUGUCGAGGUUACCCGCUCCCAUAUGACCCAGAAGAUCCUUCGGCAAGCUCCUCCAUGCCCCCUUUGGGCCUGGUGGAUCACCCGUUGCUGCUUAAUGGAAGGAACAACUAUGAAAAUUAUAUGGAGUACAUGUCUUUGACUGGCCGCUUGGUACCUGAGCAUGGUGAGGGCCUCACCCCGCUUCCCCACCCAGGAGACACCCACCUGGAUGGCUCACAACCUCCGUCCUUAACCACCCCAGGACCCCCACCUGACGACAGUGUCUCAAUGGCAUCAUCCUCAGGAGCAACAGCCGGGGCUACGGUGGCCCCGGAGCUUCUGAGUCUCACUAUAACCAAAGGUGCAGAGGGUUUCGGCUUUACCAUAGCGGACAGUCCUACGGGGCAGAGAGUUAAACAGGUUCUGGAGCCGCAGGGUUGUCCGGGGUUGUGUGAAGGAGACUUGAUAGUGGAGAUUAAUCAGAAGUGUCUCCAGGGACUGAACCACACACAGGUGGUGCAGCUGCUCAAGGACUGUCCAGUGGGAACAGAGGCUACGCUUGUCAUUCAGAGAGGAACCACAUUUUCAACAUGGAAAGAGGGGAGAACCCUUAAAGAUAGGUGGGAUCCUCAAGGAAGUCCUCAGACUGGUUUAUCGGCUACUUUGCUUCCUCAUGGUGCUCCACAUCCUGCACAGACGCUUCAUCGCUCCUCUGUUCCAGAUUCAGAGGCUUUCCACUUAGGCAAGCCGGACCCCUAUGACCUCUAUGAGAAGUCACGGGCUAUAUAUGAAAGCAGACAGCCGCUUCCUCCUCGGACGCUGACAGACUCUACAGGUGUGGAGUAUCAGGAGGUGGAGGUGCACCUGCUGAGGGAGAAGACCGGCUUCGGCUUCAGGAUUCUGGGUGGAGACGAGGCGGUGCAGGCUAUUGUGAUUGGAGCAAUCAUUGAGAAUAGCCCGGCAGAGCGGGACGGCAGGCUGCGUCCCGGAGAUGAGCUGGUCUCGGUUGACAGGAUGCCUGUGGGGGGACGACCACAUCGCUACGUCAUCGACCUCAUGCAUGCGGCAGCUCGAAAUGGACAGGUCACCCUGACGGUCAGGAGGAGAGUUCUGACGCAGCAGAGUCAACCGUGUGAGGAGAACGGUGGUUCAGCCAAUCAGAACAGCUCUCCUCGAGGUCACGCUGUCUGUCCGGUCAACCUGCCGCCCACCACUGAUGUGGUCAUUCACCGUAAGGAAAGUGAAGGCUUCGGCUUUGUCAUCAUCAGCUCCCUCAACCGUCCAGAGACCACAAACACAAUAACUGUGCCACAUAAGAUCGGCCGCAUCAUCGAGGGCAGUCCGGCCGAUCGCUGUGGAAAGCUGAAGGUUGGCGACCGUAUUAUGGCUGUCAACUGUCAGUCUAUUAUCAACAUGCCUCACGCAGACAUUGUCAAGCUGAUCAAAGACGCUGGACUCACUGUCACCCUGCACAUCAUCCCAGAGGAAGACGUAAAUGGUGCUCACUCGGCCCCAACAUCGGAAAAACAGAGUCCCAUGGUGGCCCAGAAGCACAGCCCACAGACCCAGUCCAGCCCAGCAACCCAGCAGAGCCCUACCAUGGCACAUCCCAGCCCUCCAGCCCCUCACCCCAGCCCAGCCACCACACAGCCCAGCCCACUACUGGUAGACCAGAGUCCUGGAGCUCCACACGGCAGCCCUCCGCUCACUCAGGGCAGUGUCUCUGUGAGUCAGGCCGGCCUGGAGAGCAUGCAGACAGGCUCAGCCAUGACUCAGGCUGCUCCAGUUCUGGAUCCAGGCAUGACGGGGAUUCAAACCACUAUCAUUGGAUCAGUGCCGGUGCCGGUGCCUUCACAACUCUAUCUUCAUGACACCAGGUCGGAGGUAAAGGCCAGGCAGGAUGUUAAACCUGAUAUUUGCCAAGCUGCUUACACGGACUACAGACAGCCGCCAGUGGACUACAGACAUCCCCCUGUGGCAGAUUACAGACAGCCCCCGACCAUGGAGUACAGACACCCGCCUGCGCUCAUCGACUACAGACAACACUCCAUCGCUGACUACAGGCCACAGGACUAUGACUAUUUCACUGUGGAACUGGAGAAAAGUGUGAAGGGAUUUGGCUUCAGUAUCCGCGGAGGAAGGGAAUAUAAGAUGGACCUGUUUGUGUUGAGACUGGCUGAGGAUGGACCUGCAGUCCGCAACGGCAGAAUGAGGGUUGGAGAUCAGAUUAUUGAAAUUAACGGUGAGAGUACGAGAGACAUGAGUCACGCUCGUGCCAUUGAGCUCAUCAAGGCUGGCGGUCGUCGGGUACGUCUGCUGUUGAAAAGGGGCACAGGACAGGUGCCAGAAUAUGGGAUGGUUCCUACCAACCUUUCCAUGUGCAUGAAAAGUGACACUCUAGCCUCACCCUAUUUCUUCAUAAUGGGACACUCUAAAGACACGACAGUGCCACCUCCCGGAGUGCUCUCUCUCCAGCCGCCCCUGCCUUGUCGGAAGUAGUUUCGCCCCAUUAGAGUGACUCUCACCCCUCGCCGUCACCCGUCAUCUCAUCCAGCCUCGAACCCUGGACCUUCAGUGGCAUUUCUGUGACAGUUUGGACCAAUCACGGUGCCCCUCGUGGUCAGUUUUGUGAGGCUUCGCCUGCAGAACGAAGGGUGGCAGGUCCACCUGUAAGAGCUGUGCUUUGAACAGCCUAAAAACGAAGGAGACGGAUCUUAAAAGUCUAAAAUAUUGAGAACAGAUGGAGACAUAUCAACCUCAAAUGGAUUAUCGCAUCCAACUUGCUUUUCAUACAGUCGCCAAGUUUGUUUUUCAUGUUUCCGGACGAUCCAGAUGAACGGCAGCCAAAGACGCGUGGCUCGGCCUCUCGCUGUUUAAUUCUGGAUCCAAAGCGGACACUUCUCACCGGGGAACGAGCCGAACUUUCAACGCCUCGCUCUUCCGCCUGAGCACUCGUUGUUUGUUUAUCAUGUAGAGGUUGUUUAUUUUUUGGUAUAAUUUCAAGAGGUUCACACCAAGCCCCUUGCGAUACUAGGGGUCAAAUAUCGCAAAUAUAUGUGUAGCAUGAAAAAUGAGAUUUCUGAGGAAACACACAAACUUCUGAGUUGAGAACUUUUCAGUAUUGAGUUUCUUUAUAUGUCUGAUGGGGAAUGAACAUCACACUGGCAGUAAAAAUAAAAAAGGAGGCUGCCAUGAUGGAGACAAUGUCACGCCAAACCAUUCAAGGUUCAUUCAUGGGAGGUAAAUGCAUAUCAGUCGCCAAAUCUGCCGCAUGGAUGUAUCCCUUUAGAUCCUGAGACAAUAGUAUGGUUAAGUCUUGAUGAAUUCUUUACCCGGCCAAGCGUUUGGUUUCGUCGCAGACUGACGUGAAGAUGAACGGCGGAUGUUUUCAAAGCCUCGGUGUGUCAUUUUCGGCCUCAUCGGCCCUGUACUGUUUGCCACCACUGUGGAUUUGGGGUGCCAUCUUACACCUCAUGAGCUUCAUCCCCAUGUCUCUGAUGGCUCCGUAGUUCAUGGAAAAUAAUUAGCAGAGCUAAUUAAAGGAGAAAAUGUUUGCAGGGCAGUUUGGUCUGAGACCAGGAGACAUGCAGUCUUUCACCCUGUCUUAACCAAGUGCGACAUGACUAAUAAUUAGCCUGUUAGCUCAAAAUGCGAAAACGUAUUUGAUGUGUUUUGUAACUGUCGGCAGGGUCACACUCAAAGUAGUGUGGGUCGUUAAAACAUAAAAUCUACAUAAUAUUAUUCUAUUUACUUUCUUAACACACAUUCCUGGUCAGGAUUUGCUUGAUAUUUUAGUACCUACCGAUUAUCCAGUCUGAUCUUACGAGAAAACAUACGUAUUUUUAGUUUUUGUCAGUUAAGUGGCUAAUUCAUACAAGUUUGUAUAAGUAAAAAUGUAUGAUUUUAAAAAGGAGGCAUGGCACCAAACAAAAUCACAAAGAUUGUAUGAAUUCAUACAAAUUAGCCUAAAUCUAAAAGUUAUGAAUUGCCAUUAGAUUGUGUUGGAUUAUUGGCUGAAAUUGUUAUUGGAUGACUUUCAAAUUUCUUUUAAAAAUUUAGGAAUUUUCUAGCUGCUUGUUAUAGUUGUGUGAUUAUUUAGUUGUUGUUUGUUUUUCAGAAUGUGUUAUCUUAAUAUUUGCAUUUUGAACAAAUAAAAUAUAUAA